This is a messenger RNA of Triplophysa rosa, 2246 nucleotides long. RefSeq names its product filensin. NCBI's taxonomy places the organism in Eukaryota, Metazoa, Chordata, Actinopteri, Cypriniformes, Nemacheilidae. Gene Ontology annotation, cellular component: cytoplasm; intermediate filament. The record is from RefSeq and is a predicted model, not a curated record. The transcript has 8 exons. Gene Ontology annotation, molecular function: structural constituent of eye lens. Bases 1 to 1944 code for a protein of 647 amino acids. Gene Ontology annotation, biological process: lens fiber cell development.
AUGUUCAAGACCAGGUACCUGCGCGAGGUGCGCAAAGAUAAGUAUGAGCGCUCCGAUGUCUUUGAGGAGCCCAGCAGCCCGGAGACUGCUACAAUCGCUGGGAACUCUACAAAGUCCGUUCUUGGCUGGGACAGCCUUCAAGAGCUGAACAGCCGCUUCGCAUGUUACAUCAAUCGGGCUCGCGUGCUGGAGCAGCGCAAUGCCGUGUUCCGCAAGCAGCUGGAGACUCUUCAGCGGAUGGAGGAGGAAUCCGGAUUGGAGGAGGCCUUCAUCCAGCAGAUCAGCGUCAACAGACAGCGCAUCAGAGAACUGCAGUCUGACCGAGCCAAAUUGGAGAGAGAGCUUAAAGAUGCUGAACGCAUGCUGGAUGAGUAUAACAGCAGAUACAGAAAUGAAUGUGAAUAUCAAGAACAGCUGCGGCGCUCACUGGAACAGCUUAAUAAGGAAGCUGAUACGGUGCUAUUGAGGAACCUUGAGUAUCAGAUCCAGUUGCAGUUCCUCCAAGAUGAUGUCAAUGCAACCAAAGAGAGGCAAAAAAAGAACCUCGCUGAGAUUCAGACGUAUCUCAACAUUCUGCAUCAGAUCAACCAUACCAUUCCUCUGUUGGCAAACGUGUCGGUCUCAGAGGAACAUGAGAGGUUGAUCGCUCAGCGGAGGGUUCCUGCCCUGAGGAGUCAGCUGGAGGAGUACAAGAGCGCCAUCUGUCAGCUGCAGGCUCAGAAGCAGCGCCUGCAGAAGGAGACCUCCGUGUUGGAACAAUCCAUCAAGACCACACAAGAGAGCUACGAUGAUGAAAUCCAACUAUACAAUGAACAAAUCGAGUCCCUCAGGAAAGAUACUGAGGAGGCAGAGAAGUCGCUCGAGAAAUACACUAACAACUGUCGACAGCUGGCCGUAUACCAGACCUCUCUGGAGAAUGAACUUGAGAGGAACAAGAGAAUCAUUGAGAAUGAAGACAACAGGUUGAAUUCAGCAAUAAUUGGGACACCCAUUACCUUGUUAACAACCAAUUACAAAUACACCCAUAGUCCUAGCCUAACCAGGAAAGGAAAAGACAUCACCCAAGUUAUCCAAGACAUUACCAGCGUAAAGCCUCGUCAGAAGACCUUGGCCAAGAAAGUGUUGAAAAAGAAAGAGAUCACUUCCAAAGGAGCUAUGGAGAGUGGACUGGAUGCGAGGACACCAGAAGAGUUUGAGAAAGAGGAGAAAGCGCAGAUGAUGGAGGAACAGGCGGUUAGAAGUGAGCAGUCUGUUCCUCGUGAGGACGUGCCUGAUGGAGCCCAGAUCAGCAAGGCCUUCGACACUCUCUGUAACAUCAUUCACGACCGUAUGAGGCGAGUUAGGAAACCAGAGCCCAUCGCUGACUUUUUCACCAAGGGCCGUUACGUCCUUGUGAUGGGCGACUCAAACUAUCUUGACCCCUGCUUCAUCUCAACCACCCCCUCCGCCAGUCACGUCUUCGUUACGAUCCGAGAUGGCAUGAUUCCUUACGAUCCUGACAUGACUGGUACACCUUCUCCUCCCCCCAUGCCCCCCAUUGGACCAACGCCCCAGCCAGAAAAGGGUAAAGACGAUGGAAAAUGGAAGGAGGGCGGAAACGGAAAGCCCAAAAAUGGAGAGCCACAUUCAAAGGCGAAAGAGCCAGAACCGAGCCCCAGCCCACCACCAGGCCCUCGUGACAGCAAAAGCCCCAGUCCUCCUCCAGGCCCCAAGCCGCCCUUAUCCCAACGUGGCAGCAAGACCUCAGAGGAACCAGGCAAUUUCAGAGGCCCUCCACCCAUGCCAUCGCACAGCUCCAUGAGCUAUGAGAAGGUAGAAGUAGUGGAGUCUAUUGAGAAGCUCUCAGCAGACAAAAAAGUGAAGGGCUAUGAAGAGAUGACCACAGUGGUUGAGACCAUGAUCGAGAAGACCAGCAAAAAGAAACAUUCCGACAAAUCUUCUUGAGCGACGCUUGCUGCUGAAAUAUUCUGCGCGUUGUAGUCAUUCCUACCAUGGACCUGCUCCAGUUUCACCUCCAGCCUGCUGUUUACUAGUGCUGCUGUUUUUGCCUGCAUCAUUGCCUUUGACAUUUACUGUCUGAAAACUUGGGAAGUCAAAAAUAAAACGCCCCAUCUCCCCCUCACAUGAAUAGAAGAUGCAUAUUUUAAGUCACAGGCUCUGUUCCAAAGCACAGUAAGCCUUGCUUUCGAUGGUCGGCUAAUUUAAAAUGUUUUACACAGGCAGCAACUCCAUGCAAAACAGAAAAA